GGGGAGAAGAACUCCCCUCGGGCGCCAAGGGGGCCGCCUCUGGAGGCCGUCCUGUCUCGGGCCGCACCGGCUCUGCGCUCCCCCACGGGCUACGCUGGGCUCUGCCAAGUGCUGGGGGCGCCCAGGACGCACGGCCGGUAGCUCCGAGCCCAGGCACUGGGGAGGCAGCACCAGCUCCGGACUGCAAGACCGAGUGCGGCCAGAAGUGGGGAACAAAUAGUCCCCAGCGCCUCCUCCGGCCGCGAUCGGGCGUGUGGUCCCAGCCGCCGCCGGGAUGGCCGAGUCAGGCCGGGCUGAGCCCGGCGCACGGGUCGGGACCCGCGGGCUCUAAUUGCCGCGCUUAUGUUGAUGAUUUUUUUUUUUUUUUAAAAUCACAGCAGCCCCCAGUUUAGCGGACUGAUUUACUCCCGGUAUUGGUAAAUAUGAUCACGUGGGCCGCGCGACCAAUGGUGGAGGCUGCAGCCUGCGAACUAGUCGGCGGCUCGGGCGCCGGCGGGGAGCGGCGCGGCGGCGGGCAGUGUAACCUUGGGUGGGAGCGCACGGCGCCUCAAAAUGUCCUCCAGUGGCACCCUGAGCAACUACUACGUGGACUCGCUCAUAGGCCAUGAGGCCGACGAAGUGUUCGCUGCGCGCUUCGGACCUCCAGGGCCUGGCGCGCAGGGCAGGCCCGCAGGUGUGGCCGACAGCCCGGCCGCCGCAGCCGCCGAGUUUGCCUCGUGUAGUUUCGCCCCCAAAUCGGCCGUGUUCUCCGCCUCGUGGUCCGCGGUGCCCGCCCAGCCCCCAGCGGCGGCGGCGAUGAGCGGCCUCUACCACCCAUACGUGCCCCCGCCGCCCCUGGCCGCCGCCGCCUCCGAGCCCGGCCGCUACAUGCGCUCCUGGAUGGAGCCGCUGUCCGGCUUCCCGGGCGGUGCGGGCGGUGGCGGAGGCGACGGUGGCCCGGGGCCCGGUCCCAGCCCUGGCCCCAGCGGUCCGCCCAACGGGCGCCACUACGGGAUUAAGCCUGAAAAUGGAGCGGCACCGGCCGCCGCCACCGCCGCCACCACCACCUCCACCUCCACCUCCUCCUCCACUUCCUCGUCUUCCUCCUCCAAACGGACUGAGUGCUCCGCGGCCCGGGAGUCCCAGGGGAGCGGCGGCCCCGAGUUCUCGUGCAACUCGUUCCUACGGGACAAGGCGGCAGCAGUGGCUGGGGGAACCGGGCCCGGGGCGGGGAUCGGGUCUGGGUCCAGGGCAGGCGGCUCAUCGGAGCCCUCGGCUUGCAGCGACCACCCGAGCCCGGGCUGCCCGCUGAAGGAGGAGGAGAAGCAGCAUCCGCAGCCGCCGCAGCAGCAACUUGACCCAAACAACCCCGCAGCAAACUGGAUCCACGCUCGCUCCACCCGGAAAAAGCGCUGUCCCUACACCAAAUACCAGACGCUUGAGCUAGAGAAGGAAUUCCUCUUCAACAUGUACCUCACCCGGGACCGGCGCUAUGAGGUGGCAAGGAUUCUGAACCUCACAGAGAGACAGGUCAAAAUCUGGUUCCAGAAUCGUAGGAUGAAAAUGAAAAAGAUGAGCAAGGAGAAAUGCCCCAAAGGAGACUGACCCGGCGCGGCGCCGGUGGGACCGCUCGGCUUUGCAGUGGCAGAGGGUUUUUGUGUGUGUGUGGGUGCUUGAUUUCCAGAAGUUCUCCAGCGAUUCGGACAUUCCCCCCCCCCACCCACCCCGGCCUUUUUUUUUUAGGUAGAAGUGACUGUGUGGUUGGUUUCUGUGAGGUAUUUGGGGGACUGUAUUUGCUCGCUUAUGUGUUGGAGAAACCAAGUGGCUUUGGGGUGUUGCCCUAUCCCGCUCCCCCGUUUCCUGUCCCUUUGGUUCCUUAGGAAAUGCUAUAUUUUGUGAGUGCACGCCGGCUUGAGGAGCCCUCUCCUGUGUAAAUGUCCCCUAUGUUUCUGAAAAGUGCUGUAGUUUAGCCCCCAGCGCUGCUCAAGCAGGGGCCAAGCGCACCCCACUUCCGAGAGCGAAGGCAGAGCGACGACAAUGAGGAGGCCGGCCUAGGCUGAGCCCGGCCGUGUUGCCCACCGGUUACGAAAGACCACUUUCCUCAGGGAGCCCGCGGGCCCUCCACUGAGACCUGGAAUGAGGCCGAGAGAGGAGCCCAGGGCCUCCGGUGGGUCGGGGGUUUCUUCUCAGUGCACUGGAGGAGCCGCUCUCUCCCCGGGAGGGCUUGGCUCCCGUGGGCGGCCGCGGGUGUAGGCCCUCCCGGUUCCUGCCUGAGGACCAGUUGUAAAUGUUACCGCUUCCUACCAAUAAAUGCUGACCUGAUCAAAUGGAGCCCAGACGCUGGCCCUGAA
Messenger RNA from Balaenoptera ricei (Rice's whale), 2330 nucleotides. It is a transcript of the gene HOXD9, whose product is annotated as homeobox D9. NCBI's taxonomy places the organism in Eukaryota, Metazoa, Chordata, Mammalia, Artiodactyla, Balaenopteridae. Bases 553 to 1584 code for a protein of 343 amino acids. Gene Ontology annotation, molecular function: DNA-binding transcription factor activity, RNA polymerase II-specific; RNA polymerase II cis-regulatory region sequence-specific DNA binding. The transcript is spliced from 2 exons. Gene Ontology annotation, biological process: proximal/distal pattern formation; DNA-templated transcription; embryonic skeletal system morphogenesis. The record is from RefSeq and is a predicted model, not a curated record. Gene Ontology annotation, cellular component: nucleus.